CCACCUACCGUACUCCUACGCGUUUUCGAAUUAACAUUACUUUUCCGUUCUUCGUUUGAGCUAGCGUUACUGAUGGAGUACGCGUGUGCAGAUAUUAUGAUAAACUUUAUGAAUUUUAUGAUGUUUCCAGUGCAUUUAUUAUGUAAAUUGUUCAGUAGCACUGACGGUCACUAAAGUUAUGGUCGUCGGACUUAGAAAAUAUGUUAUUCAGCUGGUUAGCAUUGAACAGCUAGCUGCUAGAGGAUAGGAAGAGAAAACAAACAUAAACAUGGAUUAGCACUGCAUCUGCUUGAUGUAAGUGUAAUGGUCAUUUUUAGCUAGUUAGCUAAACAGUUUCCUCUCGGUUCGUGUUGUCUUUUAGUCCUCGAGUGGAGAAGAACAUGGAGAAGGAGCAGACUGGCUUGCGGGAGAAUCCUCCAGGUUCUCUGGAUGUUCAGAAAACCGAAAAUUGCGAACAAAGUCUUGGAGAAAGAAUACAAGAUUGUGGUUUGCAAUGUGAAGACAGAGAUGUCGAUGGCGAGUCUGAGCAAAGGGAAGAGACCGAAAUGUGUGAAGAACAACAGGAGACAGAUGUGCAUAAGAAACAGGCUGAUGAGGAGCUGGACCCCAGGAUCCAGGAGGAACUGGAACAUCUGAAUGAAGCCAGUGAGGAGAUCAACCAGCUGGAGCUGCAGCUAGAGGAAGAGAGGUCAAGCUACAGGAAAAUAUUUACUGAUUCAGCCAGGAAGCUCAAUGCACUAAGCUCUCAACUGGGCUCUUGCAUUGAGAAAGCCAGACCUUACUAUGAGGCACGGAGAUCAGCUAAAGAGGCCCAGCAGGAGACCCAGAAGGCUGCGCUUAGAUACGAGAGGGCUGUUUCCAUGCACACGGCUGCACGGGAGAUGGUGUACGUGGCUGAGCAGGGCCUUGGUGCAGAUAAGACUCUGGAUCAAACCUGGCAAGAGAUGCUUAAUCAUGCCACUGCCAAGGUGAAUGAGGCUGAGGACGAACGAAUGCGGAGUGAACGAGAGCACAUGCGUGUCACCCAGCUGUGUCAGGCAGCUGAAGCUCAUGUACAGACCCUGCAGAAAUCCCUCAAGAGGACCAUUAUCAAAUCGAAGCCUUACUUCGAACUCAAGGUCCAGUUAAACUCCCUAUUGGAGGAGCACAAAUUGAAGGUAACUCAGUUAGAAGAGCGUGUGAGUGAAGUGAAGAAGCAUUACUCCUACACUCUGCAGCGCUUGGAGAAAAUCAGCGAGGAGAUCCAUGCCCAGAGAGGACCGGACAGUUCUGAGAACGCCUUUACAAAAUCCUUCAAAACACGCAGUCCUCCUGUAGGAGCCGAGGCAGUCAUUACUACGAGGACUGAAGGUGGACGCUUCGGAGGCCGCGAUAAGUCAAACGAAUGGGUGGAUGGCCAAGAGGCUAAGACACAAGAGUGGGUGGAGAGACAGAGGGAGUCUCGCUGGUGGGAGGGAGAAAAACAGAGGCCGAUGUCUACAGUGGGUUCAGACUCCAAUUCUGUUUUUAGUUUUAAAACCAUCGCUUCAGAUUUGGAGAAGUGUGACUCUGUUGAGCAUCUCGGGCAGCUGAGUGACUCUGUUAGUCUUUCUGGAGAAGAGGAGGAAAGGGGGAAAGAGGGGGAGCAAGAAAAGGACAAAAUGGAUUUCACAGAGAUUGAGAAGCAAGAGCAGCUCAUCAAGCAGCAUCACAGGAGUGUGAGUUUGUGAGGAAGACUCCCCUCAGGCUCAUGUGAAGGAGCAGGAGUGGGCAGUUUGGUGAAACUUGAAGACAUUUCCACAGUACACAGUAUGAAUCAGGAUAUUUAGCAUUGAUCACAUUGUAACAUCCAAACAGUAGUCAUAUUUAUAAAAAAAAAAAAAAUCGGUACUAACAAUGCAAUGGCUUUAUAAUUGCAAAAACGAAAUUAACAUUCACAAAGUAGGAAAAAAUGAAACCUUCAUUCAUCUUCGGUAGCUGCUUUAUCCUGGAAAGGGUUCUAGAGGAUCCGGAGAACACUGGGUUUAAAACGUGAAUGCAUCCUGGAUGGAACAACAGUCCAUUGCGGGACACCAUUCGCACACACUUCUCACCUAGGAACAACUGAUCACAGAAGAUAUGCUUUUGGGAGCUGGGAGGAAACCGGAGAAGUCAAAGAAAACUUCAAAAGAAGUAAAAAAAAAAGUCCAAUCAACUACUUGUUACUAUGAACAACAGCUUCACAAUAUGGAUUUCCCAAGUAUCUUCUGCACUUUUAUAACACUGACCAGCUCCCAACACACAAGGAAAGCCCUUCUUAAUCUAGUUUAAGGGACGAGGAGAAUGUGGUCCAGUUUAGCCUCGGUGUCAAGGGCCAUAAUACGUCAGAUCUGACUCCACAAAACUCCCAGUAUGACGGCAUGAAGAAUAAUACACUGCGUUUUAAAAAAUGAUCAAGGCUGUUGCACUGCAUAUAUUUAAUUUAACCUGGAUUUGAGCAGUACUGUCCAUCUCUACAUAAAUAUUCCCAUCCAUGAGAACAUUAUCCCUGUAAUUGCACUUUGCAUCAGGAAAGAGAUUAGAAAGAAAUGGACUUCUUGUGAAUAGCUGUGAUGAAUGAUAAGAGAUGGACUUGAACUCAGCUCCAGGCUACUGAAACUGAAUCCAGUAUAAUUCUUUGCGACGGGUAAUUAGAAUGCAGAGGCAAACGCACUCGUUUUGCAAUAUAUUAUGAAGGGUAAGAUGUUACAAGACCCCCUGGGAUGCAGAGGUUGUUGUUGGUGCUGAUGAUAACAGCAGAACUUGUAAAUUAAUGCAUGAACAUAAAAAAGCAUUACUGCUUUAGCAGUCUUAGAGAACUUUAAUAGAAAACACACUGCAGAUCAUCUACAUAUAAAACACAGCACAAUGCGCAUAGUCCAGUAUCAUCAAAGUAUACCUUUUAAAAUUUAUGACCGCACCCUGUAGAUAUGAUUAAAUUGUCCUUACAGUUAGCCUUAUGACAAAAAUACUGAACUGAUAACUAAUUCUGUGCCAUUUUAGUCUGACGCCAGCUUCUUUAAGCUCAAUUUGGCUUUUUAAACUAAUUGUUUUCUUCGAUACUGACAGGAAGAAAGAUAAAAGAAUACUUUAAAAUCUUCAGACAAAAUAAAGAACACAAGGUUAUAUUUUAAACUGACAGUACUGCCGUUUAUUAUUUUAAAGGUUUAUUUUGCAGUCGUUAUUUAAAUGCAUUUUAUCUGUAGGAGCCUUUCAUGUCUUUCUAAAGCCUAGCUUAUAAAUAUUAAAAAGUUAAAUCUGGUAUUAAAAUAACAAUGAUUAGCCUUGGGGUUGAGUAUAUUUAUAGUUAAGCAGAUUUUUUUUUUUCAUGUAAAAUGGCAUUUAAAAGACAUUUAUAUGAUUGCAAGUUGGAACUGACUGACCAGGCUAGACAAACACUUAAAUGAUAGCCGCUAAAAGGCAAUAAACAGCCGCUGCAAUAAUUACCACCGAAGUCAAUUUACACCUCUUUAGCCCAGACAAGCUUAAGGUCAUGACGCUGAUAUUUUCCAUUUUCCACUAGCUGUAGAACAUAAAACGAUGGGAUGUGUGGGUGAGUUUUAGGUUUAAUGUACAGAUGUUAACAAAAGUGAUCCAAGAAUGGUUAUUGAACGUGUAUUUAUUAGGGGUGUGAACUUCAGGCUUCCACAUGAAAUGAUAGUUUCAAUUCUUAACGCAAUGGUUUGAUGAUGGUGCUGAAUCUACAAUUUAACAGUUAUUCUACAAAAUCGAGUCGUGCAUGAGCUGAUGGCCGACGAGGCGCGUAGCACCGUAGCCACGUAUGACGAGAUUGAGUGGAAUAAUUGUUUUUAUUCUAUCCACAUUCACUGGAUUUUGAGAGACGGAGCGUUUUUAUUUUUACUUUUUGCAAAUUCGAUAAAUAAAAACUUUAUACAAAACGUCUGACAAAAUAAUUUCCGCUUAGAACGUAAACAAACCAGUGAAAUGACAGGAGCAAUUUGUGAAAAAUGCGAUAAUGAUGAUAAUUCUUGAAAAAUAAAAAAAAAAGAGAUGUUCUUAGUAUCAAAUACUUUCAUUCCAUAUUUUGUUGUAUUUUUGGGGGGGUUUCAAGUAGUUUUUAUUUCAUCCUCAGUUGGUUCAACAACAGCAUUUUGUUUUUCUCUACUCACGGUAUAUGAGCCGAUAUCCUAGUAGUAGAGUAGCCAGUCAGAGCGUGCGAUUGCUCAUAUCCAGUGAAUAUGGAUCGAAUAAAACGUAUGAUUCCAACUCAUAAGACACCAAUUUGAUAUUUGAUGAUACAACUGAAUCUGCUAAGGUACGAUGUGAUCAGUUUUGUUAUGGAUUCUGUAGAAAGCCUUCUGUUAAUUUGCAAAUAAUGUAGUAGUUCAGAAGAGCUCUUUUAAGUAUCAGAGUUCUAGGCAAAUCUUCUUCAUGGCCUGUUUAAUUAUUUAUACAUCAGUUUACAAAUAUGAGUUAUUUCUUAUACAUCAACAUGUCUUUUUUUCAAUAAUAAUCAGCACAUCAUUGUGGCCUCAAUUUAUUUCAGUCAUUGCCUGUUUAUUUCAAUGGAUCGCUCCAAAAUUGUCCGGUAAUCACACCCCUAAUAUUUAUUAUCUUAUGUUGCUAAUGUUUCCCCAAACUUGUUCUAAUGGGCCUGUUUUCACUGACAACAUAAAUUACAUUCCACGAAUCAAAUACAUGCAACAUAACACUCAUUCCCUCAUUUAACUUUCAGACAUGUUGAACUGCAUAGUACUAAACGAACUCUCCAGUUUCACUCCGAAGCAAUACUGACUCACUAACUACCACAUUCAUACGAUUAUCUUCACAUCCUGUUUUCCUUAUUUGGUUCUGAGACACCUUUCUCACGCUGCCCUUAAAGCGUAAAUGAAAUUCGUCUUAAAUUAUCGCAUCCCUUUUUAUUUUAGACUGUAUAUUAUUCAACAUGUAUUAGCAAACCUGUAAUAUCCUUCAAGUCAGUUGAUUACCAGGUUGAAGCUAAAUAGACGUUUCAUAGUUUGUGUGCAUCUAUAAAACAUGCUGCUCAGUAGACUGCAAGAACUGUGCUUGCUUUAUCGUCGUAUUCAGUAAAUUGUUUAUUAUGAGAUUUUCUAUUGUAUUCAAUGUUAAUUUAUUUGUAUUCAACAACUGGAGUUUUGAUGUACUGUAUAAUGUUUGAAAUAUAUAUAAUUUGUGUGUUAUGAUUCAACUGACAGUUGAUUAAUAGUAACAUUUUUAUGUGUUAAUAUUCGAUGGUCAUAGCUGUGCAUUUCUUGACUGUUGAUAUGCUAGAUUUGUUUUCUUUAAAAGCAUUUCUACAGUUUGAUACCUUCUGCUGCAAAGAUUGUUCUUCAUGAAGAUGAAAGAUGCUUACGCAAUGUCUGACAGAACAAUGUUAGUAUAGAUAUAUAAAUUUUAUGUAUAAAGGUACAUUUCAUGCAAUUGAAUUAUAGUUUUCUUUCAAUAUUUUUCGUCUGUGUAAUUGUAUUUUCAAUGCAAAGUUCUUUUUUUUUUUUUUUCCUCCUCAAGACAUAUGAACAUGUUUAAUCUAGUAUGCUGUAUCAUCUAAUUGUAUAGA
Neoarius graeffei (lesser salmon catfish) is the source of this 5536-nucleotide messenger RNA. It is a transcript of the gene sh3bp5la, whose product is annotated as SH3-binding domain protein 5-like, a. Gene Ontology annotation, biological process: negative regulation of protein tyrosine kinase activity; intracellular signal transduction. Bases 381 to 1709 code for a protein of 442 amino acids. The transcript has 6 exons. Gene Ontology annotation, molecular function: protein kinase inhibitor activity. Lineage: Eukaryota; Metazoa; Chordata; Actinopteri; Siluriformes; Ariidae. Gene Ontology annotation, cellular component: cytoplasm. The record is from RefSeq and is a predicted model, not a curated record.